GAACAUAUAAGAGCCGUGUAACUAGCAAACUGACUCACUUGGUCUGCCGUCAGUGUUCAAAAUGGCCGCGAAUAUUCUGUUGCCCUUAUGGAUAUUACUUAGCUGUGUAAUAGAUGCACUAGCUGAAACUUGCUACAGGGAGGACGAGUCAUUCACCUGUAUUUUGGGAUGUUGUGAGGACGAAAAUUAUGUUGACUGUUGUUUGGGUAACGGAGCCAGCAUUGGUAUCAUCUGCACAUGCGUGGCAGUUGUCCUGAGUUGCAUAGGAGCAUGCUUCCGACAAUUUCGAAGAAGAAAUAACCUGAGCGAGGAUGAUAACACUCAGGGCCCUUCCGUUACAGUGGUUACAAACACCACAAUGCAGGGCGCCUACGGUAACCAACAGAUGUCACAGUACCCUCCCCCCGCCUACCCGGGACCCCCAACAACCGCACCCUACCCGGUUGCCCCUGCAGCCUAUCCCCCAAAGUACUGACACAUCGCGGAGGAGAUGAAGUGGGGAAUCCCCUUGGCUGAAGGAAGCAGGACAUGAAGCACACGGUCAUUAGAUAUAAUCAUCACAGGGCGUGUUUUUUAAAACAAAUUUUCACAAAAUUCCGGGGGGUGGGGGGUGGGGGUUGGAAUGAUCUCAGAAUUAUUUGAUAGACAGGUACAAUAUGCACAGAAUGUAUUAUUUGACAUACGUAUUUAAUGUUUCGUAAGAAUGGACGGAUUUAUAUUCAUCAUGCAGCUUGUUUAUAUAUUUGUGGAUCUCAGAUCUAUCUGUUUGACAAGUACAUAACAUAAAAUGUAAUGCGCAACGGAUAUUAAAUAUUUUGUUGAACGAAUGGACGGAUUCAUAUUGUAUUCAUCAUACAGCAUGUUUGCAAGUUUAUGGCUCUGAGAGCUAUCUGAAUGACAAGUACAUAGCACAUACAAUGUAAUAUGCUACAGAUAUUGAAUAUUUUGUUGAAAGAAUUGACGGAUUCAUUCUGUAUUCAUCAUAUAGCAUGUUUGUAAGUUUAUGGAUCUGAGAGCUAACUGACUGACAAGUAUAUAACACAUCCAGUAUGAUACGCAAAAUAUAUUAAAUAUUUUGUUGAAAGAAUUGAUGGAGUCGUAAUCAUCGUGUAACUGCACACUGUAAAGCUUUCCAUACGUGUAAUCUUAUAGUUAUGAAUUAAUGAUUAACGUUGUUUCGUAGGAUCUAACAAUGUCUAAACACAGGGUUUGGUUGUUUUAGGGGAGAACUUUUCACAAUAAAAUGCAUUUUUA
Molecule: messenger RNA, 1254 nt
Organism: Haliotis rubra (blacklip abalone)
Lineage: Eukaryota; Metazoa; Mollusca; Gastropoda; Lepetellida; Haliotidae
Exons: 4
Coding region: 62-475 (137 amino acids)
Source: RefSeq, a predicted model, not a curated record